Jaculus jaculus (lesser Egyptian jerboa) is the source of this 1536-nucleotide messenger RNA. It is a transcript of the gene Acadm, whose product is annotated as acyl-CoA dehydrogenase medium chain. The transcript is spliced from 12 exons. The record is from RefSeq and is a predicted model, not a curated record. Gene Ontology annotation, biological process: fatty acid beta-oxidation; medium-chain fatty acid catabolic process. Gene Ontology annotation, cellular component: mitochondrion. Gene Ontology annotation, molecular function: flavin adenine dinucleotide binding; medium-chain fatty acyl-CoA dehydrogenase activity. The coding region runs from base 58 to 1323 and encodes 421 amino acids. Lineage: Eukaryota; Metazoa; Chordata; Mammalia; Rodentia; Dipodidae.
CAGUCCGCAGGGGCCUUCGCUGCUCGGGCGCGGGUGGCUGCCGCGCGGGUCGACAACAUGGCAGCGGCGUUUCGGAGAGGCUGCGGGGUCCUGAGAAGUGUUUGUCAUUUUGAGUGGCGUUCACAGCAUACCAAAGCCUCUCAGAAGCAUGAACCAGGAGUGGGGUUUAGUUUUGAGCUGACUGCACAGCAGAAAGAAUUUCAAGCCACUGCACGGAAGUUUGCCAGAGAGGAAAUCUUGCCGGCGGCCGCAGAGUACGACAGAACCGGGGAGUACCCGUUACCCCUAAUUAAAAGAGCCUGGGAACUUGGUUUAAUCAACACUCACAUUCCAGAGAGUUGUGGAGGUCUUGGACUUGGAACUUUUGAUGCUUGUUUAAUUACUGAAGAAUUGGCGUAUGGGUGUACGGGGGUCCAAACUGCUAUUGAAGCAAAUUCGUUGGGGCAAAUGCCGGUGAUUAUUGCUGGAAAUGAUGAACAAAAAAAGAAGUAUUUGGGGCGGAUGACAGAACAGCCAAUGAUGUGUGCCUACUGUGUCACAGAACCUUCGGCAGGCUCUGAUGUAGCUGCUAUAAAGACCAGAGCAGAGAGGAAGGGAGACGAGUACAUUAUUAAUGGUCAGAAGAUGUGGAUAACGAAUGGCGGGAAAGCUAACUGGUAUUUUUUAUUGGCACGUACUAAUCCAGAUCCUAAAACUCCUGCUAGUAAAGCCUUAACUGGAUUCAUUGUGGAAGCAGAUACUCCAGGAAUCCAUAUUGGAAAAAAGGAAUUAAAUAUGGGCCAGCGAUGUUCAGAUACAAGAGGAAUUGUCUUUGAAGAUGUCAGAGUGCCCAAGGAAAAUGUUUUAAUUAGUGAGGGUUCUGGUUUCAAAAUUGCAAUGGGAGCUUUUGACAGAACAAGACCUACAGUAGCAGCGGGGGCUGUUGGAUUAGCGCAGAGAGCCCUGGAUGAAGCUACCAAGUACGCCCUGGAAAGAAAAACGUUUGGGAAGUUGCUUGUCGAGCACCAAGGAGUAUCAUUUCUGCUUGCAGAAAUGGCAAUGAAAGUUGAACUAGCCAGACUCAGUUACCAGAGAGCAGCAUGGGAGGUUGACGCUGGCCGCAGAAAUACCUACUAUGCCUCUAUCGCAAAGGCAUUUGCUGGAGACGUUGCAAAUCAGUUAGCUACUGAUGCUGUGCAGAUUUUUGGAGGCUAUGGAUUUAACACAGAAUACCCUGUGGAGAAACUCAUGAGGGAUGCCAAGAUCUAUCAGAUUUAUGAAGGCACUGCACAAAUUCAGAGGGUCAUUAUAGCCCGUGAACACAUUGGCAAGUUUGUGAGUUGAACUAAGUAGAAGCACUGUUGACUGUUGCAUAACUGAAGCGCAGCCCACUGUCCAUGCUUCAGCGGAGAGAAAGGGCUUUACCCUCUCCCCAGUGAAAGCAAGUAACGUGAAUCUACGGAGAUUAUUCUAAUAGGAGCUUGUAAUUUUGUUGAAUUCUGCAAUUUUCUUUUUUCAAAUAUAUUUGGUUUCAUUAAAAUUAUGUGUUGUCCUUCA